Messenger RNA from Theobroma cacao (cacao), 1560 nucleotides. RefSeq names its product 1-aminocyclopropane-1-carboxylate oxidase homolog 1-like. Lineage: Eukaryota; Viridiplantae; Streptophyta; Magnoliopsida; Malvales; Malvaceae. The record is from RefSeq and is a predicted model, not a curated record.
UUGUUCCAGAGCUUCUUGAAUCACUCUUCAUAAGAGAAAUGGUGGUCACAGUACCUGUUGACAUUCAGGCAGACGAUUCGAAGUCCAACUAUGACAGGGAAAAGGAAGUGAAGGCUUUUGACGAGUCAAAAGCUGGCGUAAAAGGACUGGUAGAUGCUGGAGUGUCAACGAUCCCCCCAAUGUUCAAGCACAAGAAAAAUGGCAUGCCGGAUUUCCCCGUUUGCACCAACUCUAACAUUGAAAUACCGAUUGUUGAUUUCGAUGACAUCGAUAAAGAUGCAAGUUUACGUACUAAGAUAAUUGAUCAAGUUAGGAAUGCUUGUGGGAAAUGGGGUUUCUUUCAGCUGAUCAAUCAUGGAAUUCCAGCAAGCAUUCUAGACGACAUGAUCAAUGGGAUUCGUAGGUUUCAUGAACAAGACUUGGAGGUGAAGAAAGGGUACUAUACCCGCGAUUACAAAACGAAAAAUGUGUUGUAUAAUUCCAAUUUUAACUUGCUCGAGGCACCAGCAGCUUGUUGGAGGGAUACCUUGACUUUCAUUACAGGGCUCCAUCGUCCUCCCAAACCUGAAGAAUUGCCAGCAACAUGCAGAGACAUAAUGAUCAAAUACACAGAUGAAAUGAUGAAGCUAGGAAAAACGAUAUAUGAAUUGCUCUCGGAAGCGCUGGGGUUGAAACCCAGUCAGCUCAACGAUAUGGGUUGUGCCGAUGACAUCUUUGCUCCCUGCCAUUACUACCCAGCCUGCCCAGAGCCGCAGCUUACUAUGGGCGCAACAACACAUGCUGAUAGUGGUUUCAUUACGAUUCUUUUACAAGACCAAAUUGGUGGCCUCCAAGUCCUCCAUGAUAACCAGUGGAUUGAUGUCACGCCUGUUCCCGGAGCUGUAGUGGUAAACGUAGGGGACCUAAUACAGCUAAUCUCGAACGACAAGUUCAUAAGCGCCUAUCACAGGGUUCUGGCAAAAAAGGAAGGGCCAAGAGUUUCAGUUGCAUGCAUAUUUAGAAGUCAUCAUCAUCCAGAGAAUAGCUCUAGACUGUACGGCCCAAUUAAGGAAUUGCUAUCAGAAGAAAACCCUCCGGUCUACCGCGAAAUCACUGUGAAAGAAAUUAUCAAACACAAACACUCAGAUCAAAAGACUAAGGGGACUGCGUCACAAAGCAGCAAGCUGCUGCCAUCUGCGCUAGACCAAUUCAAGGUGUGACCUUUGGUAUUAUAUUAGACAGAUAUUGUCAAUAAACGAUGUUCCAUCGUUUAAAAUGCAUCUCUGUCAAUCACUUAAAUAUGUAGUAUCGUUCUCAUUUGUCAUGUCAGAAGUUGGGUCUGUUUGUUGAAUAAGGUCAGGUCUGUGUUCUAGGUUUGUCAUUCACUUAAAUAAUGUUCAUUGCCGCUUUCAUUUGUCAUGUCAAAAGGCAGGUCCUGAUAUGCCGAAGGAUCCCUAGGAAACAUCAGCCCGAAUAAGAGAUUAAACCUAUCUGUGCCUUUUGACGUUUGAAUUAUUUAUGUACAAUGCAAUUAUUUUUCUCUUCCAGCUUUUGGAUUCAGACAAUUGUCCAAGUAUGAAU